Pundamilia nyererei is the source of this 1222-nucleotide messenger RNA. RefSeq names its product dual specificity phosphatase 26 (gene dusp26). Gene Ontology annotation, molecular function: MAP kinase phosphatase activity; protein tyrosine/serine/threonine phosphatase activity. Gene Ontology annotation, biological process: negative regulation of MAPK cascade; protein dephosphorylation. The transcript has 4 exons. NCBI's taxonomy places the organism in Eukaryota, Metazoa, Chordata, Actinopteri, Cichliformes, Cichlidae. The record is from RefSeq and is a predicted model, not a curated record. Gene Ontology annotation, cellular component: cytoplasm. The coding region runs from base 68 to 664 and encodes 198 amino acids.
AGUCAACAUGGCCGCAGAGCACCUAGCCCCACAUAACUGAGACACGGAAUAAAACAACACAGAUUUAAUGGCGUUCAUGUCUCGAUUCUCUCGGUCCCGGAGCAGCUCCAGGUCUCCGAGCCGAAAAGACUCUGAACGUUCCUCCCCGAUUCUGACCGUCUCCGAGCUAGAAAGGCUCCUUUACACGGGCAAAACGGCCUGCAACCAUGCAGACGAAGUGUGGCCACGACUCUAUAUCGGAGACCAGGACAUUGCAUCAGAUCGACGAGAAUUGGCCAAACUUGGCAUUACACAUAUCCUCAACUGCGCACAGACGAAGUGGCGCGGGGGAGCCGAAUAUUAUGCUGGGAUGAACAUCACCUAUCAUGGCAUUGAGGCUCAUGACUCACCAACUUUUGACAUGAGUGUUAACUUCUAUCCUGCUUCUGAGUUCAUUCACAAAGCCCUCACCAGUGGAGGUAAGGUUCUGGUCCACUGUACUGUGGGAGUGAGCCGCUCAGCUACUCUGGUGCUAGCCUACUUGAUGAUCAGACAAAAUCUGACGCUUGUGGAGGCCAUCAAGACAGUAAAAGACCACAGAGGUGUCAUCCCUAACCGAGGUUUCCUCCGCCAGCUGAAUGGCCUGGACAGCAUCCUGAGAGAGAGCCGAAAGACAUCACCGUAGAGCUGAAAAUACUGUCAAGACACACUCCACCUGAGGUAGCAGCCCAUUACACUGGGAGAUAUUCUGGGACCAAACUAGGAGCAACCUGUGAAUUUCUGACUUUGCAUCUCUGAAUGGUAGCCAGUGAUACCACAGAUCAAGUGAUGCCAUUAUUUUCAUAGUCAAUUUGCUCAGUUUGUUUAAUCUUUGUAGUUCUGUAGACUCUGAAACAGCAGCACCAAAUAAUUUUAUAUUCCUUAAGAUCAAAGUUUACUGGUACAUUAAGAUUCUAAAAAAUUAGAAACUUUUAUUAAUAAUUCCACUAUUUCCUUCAAAGUGUUUUUUUCAAUUUGUAACUGACCUCUGCCUUUCAGAUUCAUUCACGCACAUAAUGGUAGAAAUUUUACAGCAACAUCAGUUGACCUAUGUAAGUUAAGUAGUAAAACCUUACCUUUGACUUAUAGGAUUCAAAAGUUGACUGCGAGUCCAAAAUUGAGGAAACUGCUGCACGGGGUUUGAGUCAGAUGUGAAACAGGAGUUUGGUGUGUAACCUCACUGUCUGAAUUAUGUUAAUUUAGG